This is a messenger RNA of Loa loa (African eye worm), 681 nucleotides long. RefSeq lists its product as hypothetical. The annotation marks the transcript as partial. The transcript has 4 exons. Gene Ontology annotation, molecular function: ceramide cholinephosphotransferase activity; sphingomyelin synthase activity. NCBI's taxonomy places the organism in Eukaryota, Metazoa, Nematoda, Chromadorea, Rhabditida, Onchocercidae. The record is from RefSeq and is a predicted model, not a curated record. Gene Ontology annotation, cellular component: Golgi membrane; endoplasmic reticulum membrane. Gene Ontology annotation, biological process: ceramide biosynthetic process; sphingomyelin biosynthetic process.
AUAACAAAUUCACUAAUAGUAACAGAACUAAUAAUGAUCACUCUGCUGGUGAUAUUGUUUGUCGUGAUGUUUUGUCACCAAUAUCGAUGGUUCGUAAUUCGAAGGGUUUUUUUUUGCGCAGCUUUAUGUUACACUUUUCGUGCUUUUUGCAUUGUUUUACUUCAGGUACCGGUACCAAGUGAAAAAACAUAUUGUGCACCAAAAAGUAAUGGUAGUUUGAAUGUAAUAAUCAGUCGAAUGUUAAGAAUAUUUUGGUCAGCUGGAAUUGAACAGCUUCGUCCACGAGAGCUUUGUGGUGAUUUGAUCAUAUCGGGACAUACCAUAUCAUUGUUUAUGGCAGCAUUAGCUUUAAAACAAUAUUGUCCGAAGAAACUUUAUUGUUUAGCUGAACUAUGUUAUUAUGCCGCUUUUAUAGCGAUACCUUUCAUAUUAUUAGCCAGGAAGCAUUAUACAAUUGAUGUAGUAUUGGCCUAUUGCCUUACGACACGUAUCUUCUGGACUUAUCAUUCAUUAUCACACUCUUAUCAUCAAGGUGAUUUUGAUCAAAUUCCCUUAAAGCAAUCAAUUUGGGCUUUUAUGGUACCAUAUUUGGAAGCAGAUGCACCACCACCGCAAUAUUUUCAGAAUUAUUGGAAAUUGCCAUCCAAUUGUCCACAAUAUCUUCGGAAAAGAUUACCAUAA